GCUCUCCUCCUCUCGUUCAUCCUCGACGAGCUUUUCCGCGCGGAAAUGUCCCGCUCCAAAACGGCGGAGCUCUUCGAUGGAGAUCGCGAGCCCGGAUUGCGUGUCAUUGUGCAGAUUAGAGGAAAACCUCGCGACGAUAACGCGUGCUCGAGUCACCCUCCGGGUGCCGGACUCCCAUUUGUCUCGUGUCGCUCGCGAAAUAUCUUCAUCGGGGGAUCAGCGGCAAGAAACAUGGAAUCCUUUGUGGCGUUCUGAAAGUGAGAUCGGGCUGUCGAUCAAUGUAAAGACUGAUCUCGAAUACGUCAGCGAAUACAUUAUUAUCGAUGCUGUGGACAAUGCUCGGAGGUACAAUGUUAUCAUUUUGUAUGUAUGCCACUACAUUCUGCAAAUGCCCGCGAUUCGACUAACUGUACUGAUUGGUUUAAAUCAGUGAAAGGUAACGCACUUUUUGCAUUUUUUCUAUAUGUAAGGUUAUAUCUUUGCAAUAGAUCUUUUAAUUAUAUUUCUGAUAUCGGAGAACAUCUCUUUAUUUUUUACAAAAGAAACGAUAACAUUUGCUCUUUGGUCGAUCGGGGUGAUUGAGCCUCAAGAGUUUGAAUUACUUCGUUAAAAAUGUCUAAUAAACUAUAUCAAUUUAAUGGCAAUUUCUUGCUUGAAACUUGAUCUUUCUCGAUGUAAAUAUAGAGACAUUAAUAAUUUUUAAGCUUAACGAUAAUUGAGGAAGAAGACAAUUUUUCAUGGAUUGUCCUUGAAACUCAAAUAACAGAAUUUUAAUUAAGAUUGGGUAUGAAUGAUAUAUCAUUUUGAAAUAUUCUAAAUGCGAUCUAAUUUUUCGCGCAUUUGGCUUCUUUAAUCUACGCGUCAGCUCGUGUCUUUUAUUUUCGCCUCUUCCGCCUCGAGUUUGCGCCUCCUGUAGAAAUUAGUUCACGUCGAUCCGGAAUAGGUCGUGGGGCCUCUGCGGAACGUGUGCUUCCUUAUUGAUUCGAUCGGCGUUACGUCCCCGUACGAAAAUAAAUUCGUACUAAAUCGUCGUCGUUCUCGUCGUCUCCGGUAUCGAACCGCGCUGCGCGCGCCAUAUCGCUUAUUUCCGUCACAAAAUCGAUCGGCCGGUUGCUAUUAUCACGCUGACUUUUUCCACGGGUGUCGUAGAGCACGUGUUUGUACCGGGAUGGAUCCCGUCGCUUUGACGAGAGAGAGAGAGAGAGUGAAUGAGUGAGUGAGUGAGAGGGUUGUUCCAUUACGGCUAAAUCACAACGACGACUUCGACAGCUGUCACUUAUCCGAUGCCCGCGCGAUGUCCUAUUUUGGAUGUCGACCCGUAAUUGACUACGAAAAUUUUCGACGUAUUUUCGCACCAUGUCGUGGCUCCUUUUGCGAGGAAGGAAACUUCAGUGAGACCCGUAACUUUAAGAGUUCUCGGUGAAUUUGUGUAAUUUAUGCGCGAUCGAAGAGUUCUUUCGAGGUGUGUCCCUGGGAAAAAAAACCCCUGGGAAGAGUCGAGCGAUAUUGGUAGGAAGUAUCGAGCAUUUGAAGCGAGUAUCGAGUGGAAAUGUUAUUCCUGCGAAAAUAUCGAGCAGCAUAAAUGCAAUUUUGCAACAUGUAUAAAUUAUUCCGAUUCCUAUUACACAUAUAUUAUUUUUACGUUUUAAUGUUUGUUGCUUUUUCCUUUUGUUUGAUAUGUACGCGGUUAAAUCGAAACAUCGAUAUGCUGUUAAAUUCAGCACAUUUUUAAUUGCCACGUUGAAUGCUUCUGCGAGCGUCGUGCAUAAUGAGCAUUGUCAUAAAAGGAAAUUAAUUUCUUCCAUUACACGGGAAUUAAGCAAGCUCCCGACCGAAUGUCGGAUGAGAUGCGGUCGUCUCCCCUUUCAACAUCGAACGCCGCCGGUUAUAUUUUCGCCGGCCCCCCCUCACCCUUUUCUGUCCCUUUGGCAAUAUGCAGCGCGCCAGUUGCGGCCGUAAUUCUCUUCAUGGCCGGGAAAUAAUUGCAUCCGCGUUUCAUUGUGUCCGCGGGCUUUAUUUCCGCAACGCGUGUUACCCUUUUACAACUGUUUAUAUAUCCGUGUCGAUAACCUUCUCUCAUGUAUCGAGUACUCUGGUUAAGGCGACCUAAAAUUGAGGGGAUAGUUGGAGAGAAAGCGAUGCUUGCUUUGAGAAAAUAUGUUUAUAUUUUUUUAUUUACAAAUAAGUAUAUAUUCUAAAAAUAUUUUCAUACAUCACAGAAUCUUUAAUCUACUCUGCAAAUCCAAGUGUGCAAAAAGCGCCUCAUUCAUGUGUGUGUGUGACUUAGUUUUCCGCAAAAAUAACAGCACAAUGUGUUAAAUUAUACGUUUAAAUAUGUAAAUUUAUCUUUUUAUGCAAUAGUGUUAUUUUUAUAUGAAAACUAAAUCACACACGAACAAGAUAUUUUUUACUCGAGUUUUGAAUGUGAUCCUUAGAGUAUUUAUCUUAAAAAUAUUUAGAGACGAGUACAAUUCUCAAUUGAUGCAUUUAAGGUGUACAUUGAAUUGUAAGAUGGCAGCUUUACUAUUCUUUUUUUAAAACAAGUUUCGCAUUAAGGGGCAGGUUGUUUCGAGAAAGGCCAUUAAUUGCCACAGAUAGUAAAUGGAACUGUUCUAAAUAUCGACAGCGCGAGAGCACUCCACUUUUAUUGGGGUUUAAUUAACGCCGAAGGGGAAUGCGGAGGGUUGAAAAUGUAGGCGAGUUUAUCCCCGCGAAUCUAAAUUUCAGGAGUGCUAUCGACCCUUUUCCGCAGAGCGUCUCGGGAUUCACAUGAGCCCGGACGCCAUUGCCCCUCGUUAUUUUUAUACUUAUGCAGAUCUCGAGAUUUGUUGGAGGUUGCGAUUUGCAAUGCAAAGCCCCGGCGUAGUCGAGGGAUAUUGUUCGCGAACUCACAUUUAAUUAAGGAAAACCCGACGAAUUUAUUAGUAUUUUGUAAGGACAAUUUCAAAUCUGAAUUAAAGACUCGUUGAGAUAUUUAACAUAGUUAUUAUUCCACGAUUACCAGUUUUUAUCCAUUGACUGGUUACUCUUGGAGAAAAUUAAUUACAUAUUUAGUAACAUUGUAUAUCUCUCUUAUUGCAUGGAACGAUCGAUGUAAAUGUCUAUGUGCAUGUUUAUGAGAGCUUCAAAAAUUAUUAAUACUCAUUAUUAAUUAAUUACAUAUAUUAUAUUAAUUUGAAUUAGACAGCGCAUAGUAUUUUAUAAAAAAGGCGAAAAGAGAAUCUAUUUUGAGCUAAUCAAAACUAACAUUAAAAAACCUGUAUAUGUAUUAAAUUCUUCGUCGACUUUCGUAAAACAAGAAUUUGAAAUUUAUUUAAAAAAAUAAUAUGGAAUUUAUAGAGCAUUCUAUUUAGUGCAUGUAUAAUUGGAAUCAAGAAAAGUGUGUUUAUAAAAGAUGAUAAAUUUAAAAGUUUCAAAAUAUGUCUGGUUUAGUAUAGAUAUUAAGAGGGUCAUGCUCGUGUCAUUUAAUGUUACUUAUAAUUAAUGGCCUGAGGGCGAGGGUGACAAUAGCGAGUGGCGUCCCGCGUGUACUUUUCUGGAAAAUUAAUUUGGUAAAUGUGACCGGGGCCGCUGGUACGUCGUCGCCUAUGUAGCUGUCGCGAGAAUGAUCACCUAGUAAUAUUGCAUCUACAUACAGAAUGCUCUGGAUAAUGUUUUUUUUCUUCUAACUAGACAGUAUUCCAUGAAAAUUUCAAAACGACUUUUUUCAUGCAGAGAAAUUUCAUAUUCAAUUUUUUCGAUUUUAGAUUUAGCUUCUAUAACUUAAAAUUUUAUUAAUAUUGUAUAAUAUAAUUAAAAGAUUUUUAUCAUCUAUAUACGUUAUUAAAUUUUAUGUAAUUUAUUAAUAUGCCAUUUUUAUAAAUCCUUAUGACUAAAAAAUCGAUUUUUUGACGAUGAAACGUACGACUUUUUGCCGAGAGAAAGUAUGCAACAUCAGGGACCACCCUCUAUGUACAAGAAUUACCACUGCAGUGAUUAUACGGAUUGCAUAUUGCGCACGCCCGUUUGCAUGUUGGUCCAUGCAUCGUGCCUUUCGUAGAGAUGCUUAAUACCUGCGUCGCGUGUUUUAGCAUUUACGUACAUUUUAUAUAUACAUAAAAAAAAAUAAAGAAACGAGGAACUUUUUAUAAUGGUGUCUCGCGUACGACAAAUAAAUAACGAGAUUAACGCAUUUCGAAAGAAAAUUUAGUGGUACGAUACAGGAGGAAGGUGAUUUAUGCACCCCAUUUCGCGGAAAAUAUAACGGCUAUAUAUUCAAAACGUUUCGAUAUAUCGAGAGAUUCUUUCGGGUCCCCAUAUUUCAUGCAAAAAUUCGAAAACGUAUCUCGCGUAGCAAUCGCGCAAACAGCAUAGUCGAUUGAACUAUCCGUCAAAGAAUUAAAAAAGCAA
Molecule: messenger RNA, 4389 nt
Organism: Monomorium pharaonis (pharaoh ant)
Lineage: Eukaryota; Metazoa; Arthropoda; Insecta; Hymenoptera; Formicidae
Exons: 4
Coding region: 77-433 (118 amino acids)
Source: RefSeq, a predicted model, not a curated record